Molecule: messenger RNA, 1465 nt
Organism: Aspergillus wentii DTO 134E9
Lineage: Eukaryota; Fungi; Ascomycota; Eurotiomycetes; Eurotiales; Aspergillaceae
Exons: 1
Coding region: 366-1172 (268 amino acids)
Source: RefSeq, a predicted model, not a curated record
CAAGGAGCGGAAGAGGAGUUUCCCCGCGGUGGGUCACGUUACCGGGCCAAAGGUGCACUGGUGCAGAAAGAAAGAAAGAUCAUCUGCACCAAAGCAAGCAUCAUCCAGCAGCAUCACCACGCUUUGUUCCUCUACCCCUCAACAUCUCCCCCUUUUCCUCUGGGGUUUUUGCUUUUUUGUCGGGCUACUCGGCCUUUGCGUCUUUCUGCUGUAUUAUUUGGUUAUCAUUUCUUUAUUCCUUUUCGUCUUUAUUUUAACUCCUGUUUCAACGAAGCACGGUUCACCUCCCCUCCCUCCGAGUGACUCCAACGAGGCUUUUGUCAUUUUACUUCGACAAGAGCUGCUUUUCUUGCAGCGCCACAACCAUGGACUCCAUGAGAUCGCUGAACACUUCUCUACCUAGCUCUACCCCUCGCCCGCAGCCACCUGAACAGCUUUUACAACAGUUUAAGGCCGCCGCCCUGUCUGUGACCAACCUCUACAAGAAUGCUGUGUGUGAACAGGCCCAAGCCAAGCAAGCGGGCUACCAAGAAGCCAUUGAGGAUCUACUUCAGUUUCUGGACAAAGAGGACCUGGGAUUAGGCGACGGAGAGGGCUGGAAGGUUCGGCAAUGGGCAACCCAAAGGAGCGAUGGAACAGGUGCUCCUGGCAGCGAUGAUGAUGAGCGCGGGGAUGUUGACAAGCGGGCUCGAAGUGCUACUCCGGUUACUACACGCAAAGAGCAACCUGAACCGGAAGCCAUCCGUCAACCGACCAAGCAGGCAUCGCCGCCCAAGGAAGAGCCAGUCGCCCCCCAGCAGCAGCAGCCCUCGCCGCCCCCGCAACCUCAAGCCAACGACACCAACGCUUUUGACAGACCGGCAGUUUUCACCUUCAGCGCAGCACCAUCAUUCCCGCAGUUCCAGGAACAAGAUGUUGACAUGCACCCCUCCGAUGCUUCGACAGUGUCCUCUCAGGAUGGUGCCCCUGUCAGUGUAUCAGUUCUGCCCCGAAACUCCCGACAACAAAACCGCAACAACAACCUGUCACGACCGACUCCACGACCCUCCACACGAGAACCGUCCGUAGGGCUGGGCUCGAAGAGAAAGCUCACCGUUCCUGACUUUUUCGACUUAUCAGGACUAGGGAAUCGGGAUAUGUUUGGGGGUGGUAAACGCGGCCGCUUUACCUAGAGAAUAAUUUGAUGUCGACGAUGGGACGAAUCUUAUAUUCUUAUGGUCACGCAGCGGUUUAUUGGCAUUUUUUUUUGAAUUCUGUUUCCCAGGUGCAUUCGAGGGAGUAUCGCAUAUGGUUUCUGGUUUAUUUGUUUUCUGCUUCUAUUUUUCUGUUCUCUUAUCCUUCUUUAUCUCUUCGUUUUCUCCCCCAUUAUUAUUCAUGUAUUUCCCUUUGUUAUAACCAUCAAACAUAUAGAGGACAUCAGAUAAGGUGAUACCCGGUGUGGCUGUUUAUUUUAUAUUUACUUGGA